This is a messenger RNA of Dryobates pubescens (Downy woodpecker), 3867 nucleotides long. RefSeq names its product NEDD4 like E3 ubiquitin protein ligase (gene NEDD4L). Gene Ontology annotation, biological process: ubiquitin-dependent protein catabolic process; regulation of dendrite morphogenesis. Gene Ontology annotation, molecular function: protein binding; ubiquitin protein ligase activity; sodium channel inhibitor activity. The coding region runs from base 545 to 3847 and encodes 1100 amino acids. NCBI's taxonomy places the organism in Eukaryota, Metazoa, Chordata, Aves, Piciformes, Picidae. The transcript is spliced from 21 exons. The record is from RefSeq and is a predicted model, not a curated record.
UGCCGCAGCGCAGCGUUAGCUGGGAAUAGUUGCUCUCCUCCGCAUGUGAGUUUCACUUUUCAGCCUGCCCGGAGGUGGUUUGGCUGCGGCGGAGUUUCUGCGUGCGCCGUGGUUAGAUUUACAGCGCUGCCGAGCGCUCGCUGCCGCGGUCGGCCGGCAGCUCUCCCGCUGGGGCCGCUGGGCGCUGAUGGAAAAGCAGCAGCUGUGAAGGUGCCGUUUCAGGCUCUUGCUGGCGUUAAAAAAAAAGAGAAAGAAACAACAAACCCCCAUCAGCUCCCACCGGAGAGGGGGAAGCGGGCCACGUGACUCCCGCCAUCCUACCCUAUGUCACAGUGUGUAGGAGCCCGGCCGCGCUCACCCAAUCAUGCCUGGAAUGCUGCUUGCCACUUGGGCUAUUUCUGCUAUCUGUCGCUAUCAGGGCUGCAGUGCUAACAGUUUGGCAGAUGGGACACUUUUUCUCGGAGUUUAUGUCUUUGGUUUUUAACUUCUGGCAGUGCCUGAAUUGUUGCUGUUCUCCCUCUCCUUCUCUCCUCUCUGUAAAACCAUGGCCCAUCGGCUGCGGUUUCAUUUUGGCGCUGGGCGAAGCAACACGGCCCCCGAAUCGGAGGUCCUGGACCGGGAGGGUGAAGAUGACUUUUUCAUGGCAUUCCACACGCUGCCGAGGAGGAGCAGCCCUCACGCCUUCUCCCGACACGCAGCAGACUACGGUGGUGGGGGGGACUUGCAAGAAGUGAGCUCCCUGAAAAGGAGCACAUCCAUGUUUAUUCCCCAGCUGCUGCACAGCAUCGAUGCGCGGCCGACGCGGAGCUCCUCCAUGCAGAUCUCUCUUCAGCGCAAAGCUGCCGAUGGCUGCGCGGACGAGUGCGCAGCACCAGGGGCUCUGGAGGAGAUGCUGUCCUCUCAGCCCCGGGGUGGCCCGCGGCACCACGCAUCCCCUGGGGCAAACCGCUCGUCUUCUCCCGGCGCUCCCGAGGCGACUCUGGAGAGCUCUGCGGAGCUGGAGCAACAGGUGAAUGGAACUCCCUGCUGCAAUCGCAGAGUGUUCUGUGCGGUUCCCUCCAACAGCCAGAGCCAGGAGGCUUCCUCUGCCCAGGGAGGUGAGGCGAGCGAAGCGGCGUCGGGUUUGAACAUAAGCGGCGUGAGGAUUCAGCAUCGGGCUUCGAGUGCAGAUGUGCCUCACGUUACUCUCCUGCCCUUCGGUGCUGAGGCUCAGAACAGUGCUCCCAGCCCUGAACCCCGGCGCUGGUCCCUGCAGCAUGUGCCAGAUGUGUCAGCAAAUUCGGGGAAGAAGUUCCUUGUUCUCCAGUUACAGCAGCCCCAGGCGAGCGACACUGGUGCAGGGGGCGAGUACAACUUCGGAUUUACUGGCACGAAAGGGGACAGGUUGGUCAGGUUCCCUCGGAUCCGGCUGGAGCGGAGCACGUCCUACCCCGUGCAGCCGCCAGCGGAAGAGACCAGCCCCGCAGGGGAUGGACAGAGCUCGGAGCCGCGCGGAGCCCCCGCCAACGGGGCAGAGGUCUCUAGAAGCAAUUCGGUAGAGCGGAUCCCUCAAGGGCAGGGGUGCUUGUUUAAAAUCAGGCCAGAUCAAAAGACAAGGCAGCAGCACUUCAGAAUUCUUGUCACCCGUGGUCCUGAGGAACAAAAUCGGGGUGUCGGUGCAGAGGGUCGUGGCACCCCUGGUCCCACGGCAGCCAGCGCCGCAACUCGAGACGACUUCCUGGGCCAGGUGGAUGUGCCACUCAGUCACCUCCCGACUGAAGACCCCACCAUGGAAAGGCCAUACACGUUCAAGGAUUUCCUGCUCAGACCAAGAAGCCACAAGUCUCGCGUGAAGGGGUUCCUGCGGCUGAAGAUGGCUUACAUGCCCAAGAACGGGGGCCACGAGGACGAGAGCGGCGAGCAGCGGGAGGACGCCGAGCAUGGCUGGGACGUGGUUGACUCCAGCGACGCCGCAUCUCAGCGCCAGGAGGAGCUGCCACCUCCUCCCCUGCCCCCUGGAUGGGAAGAAAAGGUGGACAACCUGGGGCGGACUUACUACGUCAACCACAACAACAGGACCACGCAGUGGCACCGGCCAAGCCUGAUUGAUGUGGGAUCCGAGUCAGAUAACAACAUCAGGCAGAUCAAUCAGGAGGCAGCCCACAGGCGGUUCCGCUCGCGCAGACACAUCAGUGAGGAUUUGGAACCAGAGCCUAUGGAGAGUGGAGACAUUCCUGAGCCUUGGGAAACCAUUUCGGAGGAGGCAAGUGCAAGUGGAGAUUCCUUAAGCCUGUCCCUGCCGCCGCCUCCUGCCUCCCCCGUGUCCCGCACCAGUCCUCAGGAGCUGUCCGAGGAGCUGAGCAGGAGGCUGCAGCUCACCCCCGACUCCAAUGGGGAGCAGCUCGGUGCUUUGAUGCAAAGAGAUCCUUCUUCGAGGCUGAGAUCCUGCAGUGUAACCGACACCAUUGCUGAGCAGUCUCAGUUAUCCCUGCAGGGCGGCCCGGCCAGGAGAGCUCGUUCCUCAACUGUCACGGGGGGCGAGGAGCCCACGCCCUCGGUGGCCUACGUGCACACCACGCCAGGCCUGCCCUCGGGCUGGGAGGAGAGGAAGGAUGCCAAGGGCCGCACCUACUAUGUCAACCACAACAACCGCACCACCACCUGGACACGGCCCAUCAUGCAGCUUGCAGAAGAUGGCAUGGUGGGGUCAGCAGCAAACAGCAGCAACCAUUUAAGUGAACCCCAGAUCAGGCGGCCUCGCAGCCUCAGCUCCCCCACAGUAACCCUGUCGGCUCCUCUGGAGGGCAUCAAGGACUCUCCGGUGCGCAGGGCGGUGAAGGACACCCUUUCCAACCCCCAGUCUCCACAGCCCUCCCCUUACAACUCCCCUAAACCACAGCACAAAGUUGCACAAAGCUUCCUUCCUCCUGGCUGGGAGAUGCGAAUAGCACCCAACGGGAGGCCCUUCUUCAUUGAUCACAACACUAAGACUACCACCUGGGAGGAUCCACGGCUGAAAUUUCCAGUGCAUUUGAGAUCAAAAGCAUCUCUGAACCCCAAUGAUCUGGGCCCCCUUCCUCCUGGCUGGGAGGAAAGAAUCCAUCUGGAUGGAAGAACCUUUUAUAUAGACCACAGAAGCCAGGUGUUGAUAUGUGGAGACAUUGAUACCAGAGACUUAGUGCCCUCCUACGAUAACAAAAUCACCCAGUGGGAGGACCCCAGGCUGCAGAACCCUGCCAUCACUGGCCCUGCAGUGCCCUACUCCAGGGAGUUCAAGCAGAAGUACGACUACUUCCGGAAGAAGCUCAAGAAACCAGCUGAUAUUCCAAACAGAUUCGAGAUGAAGCUACACAGAAAUAACAUUUUUGAGGAGUCCUACAGAAGAAUCAUGUCUGUGAAGAGACCUGAUGUACUAAAAGCCAGGCUCUGGAUUGAAUUUGAGUCAGAAAAAGGACUUGACUAUGGAGGUGUGGCCCGAGAGUGGUUUUUUCUCUUGUCCAAGGAGAUGUUUAACCCUUACUACGGUCUCUUUGAAUACUCAGCAACGGACAACUACACACUUCAGAUUAAUCCUAAUUCAGGUCUCUGUAACGAGGACCACCUCUCGUACUUCACCUUUAUCGGCCGCGUGGCUGGCCUGGCAGUGUACCACGGCAAGCUCCUGGACGGCUUCUUCAUCAGACCCUUUUACAAGAUGAUGCUGGGGAAGCCAAUAACCCUGAAAGACAUGGAGUCUGUGGACAGUGAAUACUACAACUCCCUGAAGUGGAUCCUGGAAAACGACCCUACAGAGCUGGACCUCAUGUUCUGCAUAGAUGAGGAAAACUUUGGCCAGGUGUGUAAAAGUUUCCAUGUUGCUAUUGGCUGAGGAGUGUCUCCUGGCUGUGA